Molecule: messenger RNA, 28429 nt
Organism: Podarcis lilfordi (Lilford's wall lizard)
Lineage: Eukaryota; Metazoa; Chordata; Lepidosauria; Squamata; Lacertidae
Source: the annotation of a GenBank genome assembly
GAUUUUGCGGGGCGGGGCUUACUUGCCCCCCCCCCCCAAUAUUUUAUUCAAGUUGGCACUCCUGGGUGGGGCCAUUCUUAGCCUUUUCUGGAGGCGAAGGAGUCUGAACCUGGGCGCUACACCCCUUCCCACACUCUCGUUUUCCAUCUAAAGAGCGGGAGCCGUGCAAAGUCUCCAGAGGCGGUGCGGAGCCGUCUCUCCUUCCCGCGGGGAAGCUGCCUUCCACCCCCAGCGCCCAACUCUUGCAGCCGCCCAGGCUGCCCUGCUGCUGCUGCUGCUGCUGCCGCCCCCGCGUUUUCGCCUCGCAGUUUGCCGAAGGCCGGAAGUGACGUGCGGGCCUGGCGAAUGAGCACACCUUGAGUCACCUGGGGAAAGGAGACGGCGCCGCCAGAUGGGAGGGCGCUCAGUCCGCGAAGGGAGGCCGUGCAGUUCAGGUGUGUCUCGCGCGGGGGGGCGAGUCGUCCGGCUGUCACACUGGGGGAAGAAUCCGGGGGCCGCAUGGAGAAGGAGGGCCGCUCGGCGUGGCCCAUGGGGCUGCUGAAAACCUUCGACGCCAGCGAGUUCGGCAGCUGGGAGAAGAUCGGCUCGGGAGGCUUCGGGCAGGUUUACAAAGUCCGCCACGUCCACUGGAAGACCUGGCUCGCCAUCAAGUGCUCGCCCAGCCUGCAUGUGGAUGAGAAGUAAGGGCCCGUCGGAGCGCCGGGCUGGGCGUCGGGGAGGAGGAGGAGGGAGCGCCGGGCGCCCGGUUGGACUUCCCCGACCCAGGCUCGCUUGGCAGCGGAGCAGCCUGAACCCCUCAGCUGGGUUCAGGCUGCUCGUGGGUGGGGGUGUCUUGGCAACUAGCAGUGGCGCGAUUUUAUAUUUUGGCGUUGUUUUGCAAGUGCAGUCCAGAAGACGCGCGACGGGCGCCUUGGCGAAGCCUUCGAAGGGCUGCCCGGGCUGCGUUGUGACCUUUGGAGCGGUUCCCUUGGUUUCCAGAGGUGGACGGUCCCGUUGCCCUCGAGACUGCCGCGCGGAGUCGUGCAGGUGCCGAGCCACCAGGGACCGAGAGAGCCCGAUCUGCUGGGCUUACUUCGGAGGAGGCACGCUCAGGGUGGCGCUGCGAGUCGCAGACGGCAAACCUGCUUGCACCCGCACCCCGCCCCUUGGAAACUUCCCACGCUGAGCCCAGCUGCAGUUCUGGGCUGCUGCUGGCUAGGAAGGGAUUCCCCGUUUGGUCAAAAGCACGUUUUAGACAGGUCUGCUGCUGGGUUUGAGAACUUAAUAUACAGUGGCGUUUUGUUUUGAAAAUCCGCUUUGGUUGAGAUGUUCGCAUUUUCGUUUCCUGUUGCAUAGUUCGGGGUCGGGGCAGCGCGGUGCGUGCGCGUAAGAAUGUGCUCGUAAUUUGCAGUUUCAAAGACGGCGCUGCUUUCCUACGCGAGGCUUCGCCUUAUGCAAGGAAUUUGUCCUGAUUGUGUCAUCGACUUCUUAAGGAAGUCUGGUAGUUACAAAGCCUAUCUUUUGUGCUGCUCGGAUGGCAUAGAGAGGAAGCUAGGACGAAAAAAACCAAACUCGUUUUAUUUCCCUCCUUCGGCUGGUUUGCUUCGAACAGCCUAGGAAAGGUGCAGAGUUAAUUUCAGUUUGCUGAGCCGCCUGGAGGAAGGAAAGGGAUAGGAAAAAGAGAGAUAGGAAAAGACUGGUGUGCAUUAAAAAUCCCAUGUGUGCUUUCCAACUAAGACCUACUCCGAGUAGACCCAUUGAAGUCAGUGUUUCUACUCGGAGGGCGAUUUGGCAGGCUGCCACGCCAUCGUUCCACUUAAAGAGCCUUUUGGCGAAACACUUCGGCUCCAUGAAAGCGAAGCAGAAACACUUUGAAAGCGGCACCGUCCGCUUCCCACGGUCCUGUCCCGUCCCAGCAUCUGCAUGUCCGGUUCGCUCGCUGCCUCCGGUUGUUUGCUCCUCGCUUGUGAAAGGAUUAUUUUCAUUAUACGCCGCCGCGCAUGUAAUACGUUUGCUUACAAAGGGCGCUUUUGCACCGCGAGGCCAAUUUGCCUGCAGAUUUGCGGUAAUGGCCCCUUUGUAAUGCACUCGCUUAAUGAAAGGGAGGCUGCAUUUAUAGCAAAACGCGUUGGCAACAGUACGGGACGCUGGGAGCGAUCGGCUUGUCGCUGCCUGCAAAGGUGUGCUUCGUUCGGUGGAAGGGACUGGCUGUUCUGCAAGGAGGGUGGCGUGCAACGGAAGCGGUGGAGGAGAAGGGAGAGGUUUUCUGGGCCUUGGUUUGGCUUGACAUUGUGUCGGUGGGCUUGGGAAAGGCUGAUCUUGAAGGAAAGGUUAGCAACAACUGGUUGGACCCAGACUAAAAAGUUUUGUUGCACUUGGACCCCACAGAAAUGAGUGUGAAAGUUACUCAUGGUGACUAGUAACUUCCCAUUAAUUUCAGUGGAACUAACUUGCGGUAUUGCAAGGCCAGUGCUCCUCAUGCGUGCAAGUUUUUUGCAUGGACCACAGGACAUUGUUGGCAGAAAAAUUGCCUUUUUAAAAAAUAGAGAGAUUUACCAUUUCUGGGGGAAAUUGGAUAUUUAUUUAUUAAAUGUAUUUCUCACCCUUCUUCCCAAAGGAUUAAACAAAAAUCUUGUUGCCAGUUGACUGCUUGCAAGAUCUAAACAACCCAUUUGCAAAUGAAGUCUUAAUCCAGCCUAAAUUUCUUGCUGAAGGGGUCACUUGCUGCUUCACACAUGAGACUAGGUCCUAAAUGUCUUCGAAAGCAAAUCCUAUUGGGGUUUGUUUUGCUUCCAUGUAAUGUUGGGCUGCCAGAUAGCCUUGUGUUGCAUCGUUUUAUCCCAGAAAUCACCAGCAAAAGUCCUGAGCUGCCAUUUAGAAUUUGUCAAUUCUGGAAAUUAAAAGUAUAGCUUUAUUCAUAUCUCCUCAGAAGCAAGUUGUCACUGUGCUUGGUGGACUUCCUCAGUGGUAACCAUAGUUCUGUGGGACAGCACACUUGUUUUGCAUAGAGAAGGUCCCAGGUUGUUUCAGUCCCUGGCACCUUAGGAUCAGGUAGCAAGGUGAUGGGAAGAUGUGGGAAGAACCCUGGAGACCUGAUGAUAGUUAGAGCCAGGUGGACAAAUAAUCUGACCUGGUAUAAGGCUUCAGUGUAAUACCCUGAGCUGUUUUUAGCAACAGAUCACAAAUAUUUGGCUUCUGAUCUGAGAACCUGUUUUCUUUUUAAUUUUGGGAUUCUACCCCCAAGCAUAGCUCAUUCUCUUGGGGCAACUUUGUAGGCAUCAAAAAUAUGAAACCGAUCGCUAUCUUCACAUUUAUUUGCAGUACUAAAGUCUGCUGAACAAAACUUUAACAAACCUGUAAAAGUCAUCCCUCAUUUGAUGUAUAGUUGAUGGAUGUAUAUAUUGCUUUCGCUCUACAUGAACUCUAAAUUACACUGCAGGUUCCCCGCAGUUUGCAACAUCUCACAGGUGGAUGAAUGAUCAGAGUGAUGUGUAUAGAGUGCCCUAAAGGUGUUAUACAGUAGUCAUAUUUUUAUAUUUAUCCUAAUUUUCAGAGCUUCUGUAGUUCAUGGAAAAACAAACAUCAGAGAGAAAUAGUAAACACUCUAGAGUGCAUACAGCAUUGAAAUUGUAUUGCAGGACCAACUUGUCUGCAAACGCUGGUUUCAAAAAUCUCUCACCGCUUUUGAAAACUUGGGCUUAUAUACGUGAAUAUGUCAAUUUAGCUACAUCACUCAGACAUCACUUUAAACUGCUACAAUGGAAUUUGAUUGCUAAGUUGUCAGUGCUUAUUGCAAAAUGUUCCACGCACUUGGUGCUCACUAUUCAGUCAUGAUUUUUGAGCAAUACCUAGACUAAAGUAUUUGACCCACUACUACUGGAGGUCAGGGAAAAGCACUUUUGGUAUAAGACCUAGCCACUGUACAUUUAAAUGCUUUUCAUAUGUUAAAAAUAUUGAUUCUGACACAACACUGCUAACAGCAAAGUAUUGAAAAAGGAACCACUGGGGCGAUCUAGCCCAGUUCUCUGUCUGCCCAUCUAUUCACCUGUUCCCACAGGUCAAGCUGUAGAACUCAUACCAUAGUGUGCAACAAGUUGAAAGACCAUAGCUUCAAAUGCCAAGCCCUUUAUUUUAGGGAAGGGCACAUUCUCCCAUCCUGAUUUAGAGAAAAAAAUUAUUUGAUCUCAAGUGCAAUGAUCUCUGUUGGCAGAAACCAUAUCCUGGCCUAAGACAAGUAGCUCCACAGAAUCAUGGGGUUCCUUGAGAGUAUCCAUAAGACAAAUUGCCCAAAAUCCAGUUGCCCACUAUUAUUGAUAAUUCAUUGCAGUGUGUUGCCAGGUUGUACAUAACAGAUCUUGCUGCUGCCCGGCUUAUCCUUGGAGUGUUCCUGAAAGCACAUCCCUGAUUCUCUGCUGUUUCGCAAGAGGCCCACAGCAGGUAGAUGAAUGUGGAAAGUUUGAACACUGCUGUGUAAGUCACUCACACUGGGUAUACAAGUUCACAGGAAAAGGAAGGCCAGGACAAAAAAUAAUUUGAGAGCUGUGUGUACGUAGACAGACAGGGAAACUUUCCUGAUCCUUCUGUGCCCCAACUGGCAAUCUGGAAUACAAAGCCGUUUGUCAACUCAUUCAUCUCUACUUGGAAUCGAGUAGAUUCCAACAACUCUUCCAUGAGACUACUGCAAAAAGUCAUGCUUUUAAAAGUAGAAAUGUCUGUAAGCAAAAACCAUCUCAUGGAAUCCGACCCAUAAGCGUGAGCACUUUCUAGCCAUUGAAGAGCUGUGCUAUUCACUGGCAUAUGUAAUAAGCGUCUGUUAAUAAUGGGGGUUGUAUGAGUGGAAUAGUCUCCCUCAGUAGAUGGUGGACUCUCAUUCUUUGGAGGUUUUUAAGCAGAGGUUGGGUGGCCAUCUGUCAUGGUUGCUUUAGUUGAGAUUCCUGCAUUGCAGGGGGUUGGACUAGAUGACCCUUGUGGACCCUUCCAACUCUAUGAUGGACUUCUAGUGGGAGGUAACAACAGGAGUGUUCUACCAGUGUUAGUUUUGUUGAAGACUUAGUUCGGCUGCUUCUAUUUCGAUGGAGGCGAAAAUGUUUAAAAAUACCAUUCCUGAAAUAUCUCUGGGAAAAGUGCAAGCCCUAAGUGGGCAUAGAGAUAUAUAAAAUGGGCAUCUUUUUGUGACGCAAGAAAUGUGCAUGCUCUCAAAUAGGCUGUAGCUCUCCACCAUUAUUUUUAAUUUUUUCCUCUUCCUGAAUCUCUUCUUAAUAUUUCUGUAUAUAUUUCUGGACUUGCAGUGUUCUUCUCUGUGGAGCAAAUCAUCUGGCCCCUAAAUUCCUCUGUGUGUGUGUCUGUGUUCGUGUUCCAGUGGUGAAGAUUGCUAGCUGAAGGAUUUGAGAGUCCUGUUCCUAGUUGUUUGGAGAUGGUCCAUAUUGGGAACCUCUGGCCGAGGGACCAAAUGUCAAGCCCUAGGCCAAACCCUCUUGUUAGGACCAACCCUUCAUUGACCUUGCUCUGCACCCUUCUUGGGUGCUUCUGUCUGUUCAAGGAAUAUGUUCUUGAACUGUGAUAAUGUUUCUUGCUUGCCUGGAUGACGAAAUUGUGAUGGUGUGUGUAUGUGUAUAUAUACUGUUGGCAGGCUGGAAUGUAGCCUACUAUACAAAGGUGAGUGCCACAUCCUUUAGCUUGGCCACUUCUGCCCCAGCCACACCAAGUACUGGCACGUGGCCCCUGGAAAAUUCAUCAGAAAGGACUGUGGCCCUCAAGCCAAGAAGGUUUCCCCUUCCAGUCUAUAGUGAAAAAGCACAUUAUGUUCUCUCAUUAUGUAAAAAAAAAAGCGUUAGAAAGUAAUGUGAAGGAAAGUUCUGGCUAACUUGUCCUUUUGAAUCAUGACUCCUGUUGCAAUAGUGCCAGUACCCGUUUGCCCGUACAGCUUAGAGGGACAAUGAAUAUUUUUGUUUCUAAAAAAUGCCUCGCUGUAGGAAGUAAGCUGAUCUCAGAUUUGGAAAGAACAGUGUGUGAUUCAGUAAUGAAUAAACCAUGACGCUCAAAACUUUAUCUAGGUAAGUGAAGGAUUAGAGGAUUCUUCCCCACCCCCCUGCCUAGCUGGGCAGGACUGCAAUACUUUGCAAAAAGAAUUAGAAGCUGGUUACCUUACUGCCUCAAGGGCUGCUUGUUAAAGGCUACUUUGAAGUGGGGUCUUGGAUGGCUCUGGCCACGAUCACCUUGCUCCUUCAUAACUGUAUGCAAUAAUGGUGACUAAAUAUAGUUGCUAAACCUGUUGUGUAUAACUAAUGACCUUUGCCAUACUUCAAGCAGAAAGAAGCGAAGGACACCUCCAACCGGGUGUCUGCGGUGCUUCUUGCCUACAGUGUACUGGGUGGGCCUACUGUAGUGUUGAUGAUGGUAAUGAUGGGGUUUAACCACUUUGGGCAGGCUACUGGUAAGAACUUCAUGCUCACUGAGUUAAAUGUCAUGCACUCUUGGCUGGGAGCAGUUCCCAGCACAUUACAGGCCCUACCUCAAUCAGGGCAUGUGCUGGCUUGUGCUUCUAAGCUUUGCCCGUUGCAGCUCCAGAGGUCAAAGUAGGCAGCAGGCACCAAAGCAGGAAGUGCUUUGGGUGCUUUCUUUUGAAGUGCAAACAAAUGAAAUGGCAUGCAAGCAGGAUCUUCUCUUUAGGCCCAUUGUGAUAUUAGAAAAACACAAAGGCCUAUGCCUGGGGAGGGGAGCGGAGAAAGGUUGGGUUAUAAUGGAGGGAUAGUUUCCUGAUGGCCUAUCUGUGUCAUGGUAUCAAACCCUUUAUAUUGAGGUAUAACCAUGUUGCAACUAGAUUAAUUUGUAUGGUUGAUAAUUCUUCUUUAAGUGAGUCUUUGGAUACUGUUCUUUUCUUUUCUUUUCUUUUCUUUGUGCAACUUGUCAUGGAUUUACAACUGGGGGUUCCACUUAAUGUGAUUUGAUUUCCAUGGAUGAUGUUUGUGUGUCAGUGUCUACAGGUCUACAGGUUCUCACCCUUUCUUUGUGUGGGUCUUCUUUUCAUCUCUCCGAAGGUCACUGCCUAAGAAUGGAGGAGAGAGACAUAAUUGUUGACUCUUGUUUGUGUGUGUUUGUUAUGAACUAGAGAUUGCUUCUCUAUAGUAGAGAGAGUUUUUCAUACAGUAAACGCCACAUAGCAUGACUAAUGAUGAAUGGCAUCUCAGACAGAUGAGUGUUGAGGCGGACAGGGUGUAGAGCAGAGCUGUAUCUGAAAUCCUCUUUGAACCCAGAAGGCAGCUUGCUAGUUCAGAACAAAACAAGAUCAGACCAAAGCCUCAUCUAGUCCACCAUCUUGUUCUCAUGGUGACCAACCAAGUGAGCUUCCUUGGAGGGAGGAGAUGUAGCCCAGUAGUGGGUAAGAUCACAGUAUGUGCAUGUUGUGGCUACCGUUCUAACUUCAUAAGUGUUCAGAAGUAUCUCUGUAUUUGUGUUUGGCCUAUGCUGAAAUUUAUCAUGACUUUCUCACCAAGGUCACUAUUGGAAUAUUGUUGCCAUCCCCAAACUAUUUAGGCUGUGAGAGUUGUAGGCUGGAACUGGGAGCAAGACUACUUUUGGGGCAGUCUGUUUUUUUUGGGGGGGGGGUCUGAAAGAAAGCUAAAGCUAUUAUGCUUGAAAUAAGGGCUUCAAUUUUAAUUUUCCCUGGGUGCAAUUACUUUUAAAUAAGCAAUUCCCCCUCUUAAAAAUAGAUUCCUCAGAAUUCUUAACAUUGGAGAAUGACUCCCAUCCACAAAGUCUAAGACAAUAAGAUCACAGCAUAUAAACAUCUGUGUGCUGUGUUUUUUUAUAUCACAUGAGCCAGGUUGCCAUGGGCAACUAAGGCACAACUUUAUUGCUUUUUAAAGCUAGAUAAUAUCUAGGCAAUUACAGUUCUGCAUGGGACCUUUGAGAAUUGGACACAGCACAGCAAAGUUGCUGCCUACUCCUUUCCACCAGCUGCUCUGCGUUAUUAUGUCACACCAGCUAGGUCCACUCAGAGCACUGCACUGGGGAGGGUGGUAAAAUAGCAGCAGCAGCAGCAGCAUUGGGAAAGGGAGUGCUAAGAUUUAUCAAGGAUUUCCCCUUGACAUCAUGUUGUAAAAUUUAACUUGGUUAGUAUCAGGAAUGUGGCUUGCUGCAAAUUUGGGUAGGAGCUGGGGAUCUCUGGAAACGGCUCUUCUUUGAGAACAGACUGAUGAUGAUGGUCAAUCAGCUGCAAAGCACUUAGCCCUGCAAGCCUUCACAAUGUAACAGGAAGCCACUUGGUUCCUUGUAAAAAGAAAAAAGAAAAGCAAAAGCAAAAUUAAGCCCUAAAAGCUUUUAUGGUGGGUUUUCUUUUUUAAUGGCAGUAAAUAGAAUGAAACUUUUUCAUUAUGUGGCAAAAUGCCUCAGUUAAAUGCAAGUUGGCAGAGAAGUUAUUUUCAAAAAUUUCUCAUUAUUUCCAUUUCUCCUUGUGCUUCUUUGUUCAAUAAGUCAAUCCCUAUUCUCUGUCUUUGCUAAGAUUGCUUCUCUGGAGCCCUUUUACCAAUCCUCUUGCUGCGGCCCUGCCGAUAUUGUGGGCUCCCCAACUCCCAUCAGCCCCAGCCAGCAUGGCCAGGGGUAGGGAUGAUGGGAGCUGCUGUCCCACAACAUCUGAUGGCUGCCCAGCUCCUCAUCCCAUGUAUGUAUAUAUGGUAGUAUUUCUCCCCCUUUCCCCUUUGAUCCAAUUGCCUUUUGAGUCAUAGUCACGGCAGAGUACAAUCCACAAACUCAAAUCUAUUUUUGCUUUUAUGCUUAAUCAUGGCUUAGAUGUCACUAUGACAGUCAUGCGGUAUGUAAAUAAAGUCUUUCACUUUCCAUUUGCUGUGAUGACUGAGUCUCAAAUAUUGAACGGGGUACUUUGUUUUUCUUCUUUUGAAUUAAAAAGGAAACCAGGUUGUAUCACUAUUUGUUGCAAGUCAUCAUCUGUAACUUGAAGAAACAGAUCCAAAUAGAUUUUCAUAUAAAUAUCCAGAUCUUAUAAGAUUGUGUCCUGACACCUAUGGCCUUGCUGCUGGAACUGAUACAGAACCAAUACACAAGUAUUUUUAAUUGAAAUUCUAUCCUUAAGUAGAGGAGUAUCCGUAAUCAUGGUUGCACACCUUGGUAGGAUAAGACUGAAGGCUGAAUCAGUACUCCUAUCUGGCACUGCAGUUGCAAAGCCAAGAGGAGCUCAGCUUGGAGCCCACUUGAAGAAGAGGCGGAGAGUUAUCUUUAUGCCACAGUUCUCUUCUCCAAAGAUACACACUGAUGUUAGAAGGAUAAUGCAGACAGAAAAAAGUAUUAUAAGCAGGAAACUGAAAUGUGUUUCAUGUGCCUGAAAGUGAAUGAGACACGAAGAGGAACAAACACCAAAGUAUUUUACUUGAGAGGCAAAUAAGGAAGGGAAUACAGCUGAACGACAGACACUUCUCAUUCAGUUAUACCUAAUAGAGAAAAGCAUAUUGUCUCCUCCUGUUCAAAAUGUGUUUUCAAAACAAUGAAAUUAGGGAAGCCUUUGGGCAGUUUUUAGUACUUUAGAAUUUGUGCCUCUCAGUACUUCAGGAUAUGCACAGGAGUCGUGUAAAACCCCCUCAAAACUAGCAGCAAUUGCUAGGAGACAAGCAGAGUUGCUUGUCCCAAAUGCAGAUAACAUAUUCUUGCAGGUUGGGCUUGGGUCCUGUAUUGGAAUGUGCACAGGUAUAUAGAUAAAGUUAAUCUUUUUUUGCUGGAAAAUUAAAUAAGUGUAAUUAUUAUUUUUGAUAGAGAUCUCCAGGUUGAGUAUUUUAAUGUCCUGAUCAUUUGCAUAUAUAUAUGCAGUAUAUAUUUUACUGACUACUGUGGGAUCAUUAUCUCCUCUCUUUGGAGUAAUAAUGAAGCAUUUAACUGGCUUCUCUCAGGAAGUACAUGCUAGAAACGUGUACUUUUAAAGCAGUGUUGCUUGCCUAGCAAGUUUUUAUAAUUGCAAUUUUUAGAGUACAAUCCUUUGGGUGUUAUAAUAAAGGAGAUAUAUAUUCGAACAAUGCAAAGGGAACAAUAAAACUUUCUAAGAGGGAACGGGAGGGAUGCAGAAGAAGUGAGGUGACGUACCUUAGGGGUUCCUUUAAAAGCUUUUCUGAUUGAUUACACAUAUUUAAUGGAUCACCUGAUCUGCUGCCAUGGAUUUUGUCCGGCAGGUAGGCUGUGCACGUACUGAACCUUUAAAGCACAUUCAAAAUACAUCCUUUCCCACAAAUAAUUCUGGGCUAGUUUACCUCUCACAGAGUUAGUUUCCAACAACCCUUAACAAUCUACAUUGCCCAGAAUUCUUUGAGGGAGAGAAUGUGUUUUGAACAUGCUUUAAAGCUAAAGUGUGUACACAGCUGUAGUCUUGCUGCUGAUUGGGGGAAAUCAAGUGGAAAAAAAUACUAUCUAUCCCCCAUACAAAGUAUGCGCAGGCUGAUUUGGAGUGUGACUGUUUACAGCUACUUAUGCAUUAGAAAAUUAGAUCCAUAUUGAAGACUUCUUUCUUUUUCAAUGGUAGGAGUUUUAAAUUUGGAAAAUAAAUAACAUUCCGUGAAUAUUGGCCCUGAUGGAAUUUGCUAGUCAUUCAGCAUUCUGGAUAGUGAGAAAAGUGUUAAUUCAGGAGAAAUACUUUUAGCCGCAUGGGCUGCUCCGUUAACUGCUUAAUGUUAGUCUGAAAAACUAAGGGGAAAUUAGAAUUAUGGAAUUGGAAAGAAGCCAUUUCACAUUUUCAAAACCACCUUCACUCAGUGUGCAGACAUUGGGAUUGUGCAUGCUGACCUCCUCAGAUUCAGUGGGAUAUCUGAAAAAGGUUUCUGCACAUUGAUAGCUAUAUGCAUAUGGAUCUUCAAUGUGCUCAGUAUCUUGUAGAUAAAGCUGGACGAGUGCAAAGGUCCCUUCCAGAUGUUUUGCUGAAUGUGCAGAGGUGGUGGGGGGACAUUAUGAGGGCAUCUGAAGAGAGCUAGAUGUCUGUGUUACUCUAGACAUUAUCUCCUUGGGUGAUAGGUUAAAGGUAAAGGGACCCCUGACCAUCAGGUCCAGUCGUGGACAACUCUGGGGUUACGGCUCUCAUCUUGCUUUAUUGGCCAAGGGUGCUGCCGUACAGCUUCCGGGUCAUUUGGCCAGCAUGACUAAGCCACUUCUGGUGAACCAGAGCAGUGUACGGAAAUGCCGUUUACCUUCCCUCUGGAGCAGUACCUAUUUACAGUGGUGCCCCGCAAGACGAAUGCCUCGCAAGACUGAAAAACCCGCUAGACGAAAGGGUUUUCCGUUUUUCGAUGCGCUUCGCAAGACGAAUUUCCCUAUGGGCUUGCUUCACAAGACGAAAACGUCUUGUGAGUCUUGCGAUUUUUUUCGUCCCCCCCCCCUUUUUCUAAGCCGCUAAGCCACUAAUAGCCUUUUAGCCGCUAAGCCGCUAAGCCUUUAAUAGCUGCUAAACCGCUAAUAGCGCUAAGCCGCUAAUAGGGUUGCUUCGCAAGACGAAAAAACCGCUAGACGAAGAGACUCGCGGAACGGAUUAUUUUCGUCUUGCGAGGCACCACUGUAUCUACUUGCAUUUUGAUGUGCUUUUGAACUGCUAGGUUGGCAGGAGCAGGGACCGAGCAAUGGGAGCUCACCCCGUCGCGGGGAUUCGAACCACCAAACUUCUGAUCAGCAAGCCCUAGCCUCUGUGGUUUAACUCACAGUGCCACCCGCGUCCAUUUUGGGUGAUAGGUUAGGAUUAGAUAUAUUUCGGAAUUUUAAGCCCAUUGAUUUUUAGUGUGUCUACUCUUACCACUUCGUUAGAUACCUCCAUUGUGUUAAGACUGAGAUGAAAAGGUACAAAAGUGAGAUGAACAUGUUUGUCCUUUAUUAUAUUUAAUCAAGGAGAAUAGAUACAUAUCACUGGGGAUAAUGGAACAGGACCUUGCCAAUAAAAGCUUUUGACAAGCUGUGCCCUGUGCUUAGAACUUGAGCAAUGUCAACCAAGUGAGUGCAGGUAUCUUUCAUCGUUGUUCAAUUAUGCACAUGUGGUGUCCUCUGACAGUUUAGUAGUCCUCAAUGUGAAGAAAAAAUUGAGAAUAUUUGAUAGCUAAUAUUCUGAAGCCCUCUUCAUGCACUCGGUGUGAAUAUGUGUGGUAUAAAAUUUGGAAUGGAGGAAAAGCACACACACAGGUCCUGCCACCAACAUCUCUGUGUAUGCUGGUUCCUCUUUCAGACUUUCCUGCAUUGAGAUGGAACAUCUAAAGUGGAACAGAAGUGUGUUCUCGUGAAUCCCCUUAGAUUCCUCUUUUUGACCGGGACCCCUAUUAAGCAGGAUUCCUGAUCACAAGGAUGAUUCUAAGCAAGUUCAGCUUAAUGUGCUUAGGACCUCCCUUCAGACCUUUCCCUCUCAAUGCAGUAAAAACCAAAAUGAGGAUAUUUCAGGAGGGGCUUGGGUGCAUUGCCUCCCCCCCUUUUUUGCCCACACACAUUCAGGUGAACUCUUGAAUAGGGCUACUGUACCUAUCCAAUUUAGAAUGCUAGUUCAUUCCCCUUUCUGUUUACUUGGCAAACAAGGCAUAAAGCAGGGAAGAACUUUCUGAAACAAACCUCUGUUCAUACAGAAGUUGGAGGCCACUGGCUUUCUCUUGUCCACAGCAGAAAUCUCCCUUUUCAAGUUCCUCUCCCAUACAGAGCUUCCAAGAUUUUUAGCAAUGCAGUCCUCAAGGCAAAUGUCAUUUUAUAUGGAAAUUAUUGGUAAACUUUACCUUCCUUAGUUUCUAUCAAGUUCCUUCCCGCUUCUUUCCCCACCACUGGACUCAGAACUUCAGUUCCUGGGCUUUCCCCAGCCAAAAGAGUGUCAGUGGCUGGAGAUGAGUAUGUAGUAUUCACCACAUGUCCUUUCCAUGCUCACCGUUGAAUCCCAGGGUCAGUCCAUGGGAUCUUCUGCCCCUGCUGCGAUUCCCCUUUGCUGUAGCUACCUGCUUACUCCCUCAUUUGGAGAUGGCAAGUAAAGAAGCAGCUUGAGCACCAAGGAUCAGGAAUGUCCAUAUGCCUUCUGUCUCUCAGAGAUGGUCCAGAUUGGGCCCAGAGGAGGAGUGUCAAGUAGGUGGGCAACAGAAAGUAGCAGGAGAACUGCGGGUGGGGGCUUGAGAGCCUCUUUCCCAAGGGGCUCCCUAAAACCAGGAACCAGCUUUCAUUUAACAUUGUGUGUAAAUUUGCCUUUGACUUGGUGGUAGCUUUUAUUUUGCCUGUUUGGUCUACAACCGCCCACCCACUUCCACAAAUUCCACCUCAGUAUUCGGAGAUCUUCUGCAGUUUGUAUCCCACACUAGCUGGAGCUCGGUGAGUUAUGUACGCUUAGGGGCAAGAGUUGGCUGUUUCUCACUCACUGACACUCCCUUCCUCCUUGUCAUGUCAAAGCACCCUGGUGUUUCUCUUCAAAAGUAAUUAUCUUAAAAGAUAGGUGCCUCAGGGCAGUAAUAGCAGCCACACCGGAUGCUGGAAAGAGACCCCACCAUCUGUUCCCACACCCAGUCUGUAGUAUUGAGGUGGGGAGGAGAACUUAAGAAGGGACUCCAAGUCUCCUCUCCAAGGAGACUCCAACGCAACUCUCUAGUUUGAACCUUCUUGAUGUGACUCAUUGGUCCUGAAAGGCAACAUUACUGCACCAGAUUCUUUCUUCUAGAUAUGGACUUGCUAGCUAAUGACUGUAUAUUUAAUUUGACUGGCUACCUAGCACUGAUUUCACUUAUUUUUCACCGUUCUCAAAUGAAACUCUUUUCUAGGGCAUCAGUAUAAGUAUCUCCUUCUGUCCCUAUUUUAGGUAGGACUAGCACUUUCCCCUUGUUAUUAUAUGUAUUGAUGCCUUCACCAAUUGGGUGCCUUCCAGCUGAUGUGAGUUGUAGUCAAAAGCAGCUGGAGGGCACCCAUUUGUUGAAGUCUGAUGUACUGAAUUCUUGAACAAUACUGGAUUGUUUCUGCCACAUACAGUCGUUUUGGCUGACACAGUGGCAUCUGAUGAAUUAGGAGGACUUGGCCUCAUGACAUCUUUGGGGGCAUUUAGCAAAUAAUAUAGAAAACUUGAAAAUACUAGGAGUCUUAUGGACGCUUUUGUAUUUAGGUCACACAUGAGUCUAUUUUUAUGUUGCUUUCAAGUAAGGUAAAUGCAGUGACUUGAACAGACUUCUCAUCUUGCUCUGUGUAGCCAUGUUCAAAUUACAUCAGCUUCAUUGUGUUUCCCAUCAACAAAGACCAUGAUUGGAUUCUGUUUAUCAUAGUGUUCUUAAUCCUGGGCUGGAUUCAAUUUAGCUGCUGUUUGGGUGGGAAGCAACAUCUCAUACAACUGAGCUCUUCCCUCCCUCCCUCCUCUGCACGCCCCACCUCUUGAGGGUUGGGGAAAGCCCUAGAACAUGUCUGGGAGCACAUGGUGGGAGGAGAGAGUCCUGUUGUGUGAGUGGACCUCAUUUCUUGCAUACACACAUCCUGUACUUUGUGCUACAUUGAAUUCUACUCUCUCCCUUAGUAGAAAGCCUGGUCCUAAACUGUGGAAUAAAAUUUCUUAAAAUGGGAGCACUAGCAGGCAAUAGAAAGAGCUUGUCUCUAACAGGGCCUGCAAACACCACAAUUUUUUUGUUGCAGUCCUUUACAAACUGUAAAUUACAGCUUUGCUUGAGUUUUUUCCCCUGUUGAUCCUUCUAUGCAGUCAUGAGGUCUCAAAAUAAUUUCAAAACUAUGGAAUAGGGAGAUUUGUAUUGCUAGUCUAAAGUUUUGGGGCUGUUAGCUAGGCAUCUGAAUCUGGGAGUUUGCUCAGCGUAACUCUGUUUAGCCAUGGAAACUGCUAGAUGACUUUGGGACAAGUUAUGCAUACUGUCUUCUGCUAACCUACCCCAUAGUUUACAGUGAGAAUAAAAUAGUAUAACCUCCGUGUAUGCCAUCCUGUGCUUCUUGGAAAAGGUUGGAAUGAAAAUCUGGAUAAUAAGUCUUAGAUACUUGAGAGAUCAAGAAGAAUCUUUCUAGAGCAGACCAAAGAGACAUCCUGUUCUCACAGUGCUUAAUCACAUGCCAAUCUAAAAUCUAGGGAGUAGAAGCCUAGGAGAGUUCACUUCAGAUCUGUGUUCUAACUUUUUCAUCAUAGUGCAAAUAAAAUUCAAUACCAUGAUGAAUAUUUUAAGUGCUUCACAAAGGUUGUAAUAAGAGAAGUUUUAUGAUACUCUUAUCUAUUUAACCUUUUUGUGCUGCCUGGACAAAAGGAUGAUUAUUUAUGAGCCAAAAUUAUGUGCAUAUUCUAGUUCUCCGUAACUACCUAAAUGAGAUUAGUAACUGUAAGACCAUCCUGCAGCUUUCAUAUGAAACCCAUUUACAAAUGAUUUUGACUUGAUAAAAUGUACACAACUUAGAAAUUCCAGAGAAGUUAAAUUUCAGCUCUGUAAAACACAGCAGCUGAGUUGCAUAUCGUGGUAAGCCAUGCAUAAUGGGGUGCUGUGAACAGGUGAAUCACUCCUCCUUUGCUCUACCCCACUAGCCAGUGGGAGGAACAAACCACAAUCCUUGGCUUAGCAUUAUAACCAAACCCAUAGAUCACAACUGGUAAGCAAGAACAAACCUUGGCUUCAGAUCAUGAUUUGUUUGGACAACAACAAACCAUGAUCUCCAGUUCAGACAUAAUGCUGUGCCAAAGAUUGUGAAUACAUUAAUGGAUACAUAAAAAUGUAUGCACUAAAUAUCAGUAACAUGGAAGAAUUUCUCAUACAAAAUUUGAAGCUAAUAAAUGGUUGAAAUGCUAUUGAUGAAUAUAAACUAAAGUCCUGUACUUUGCCCUUUUUACAUAGGGAGCGUAUGGAACUGUUGGAAGAAGCCAAGAAGAUGGAAAUGGCAAAAUUUCGCUACAUCCUUCCAGUCUAUGGCAUCUGUAAAGAACCUGUGGGCUUGGUCAUGGAGUACAUGGAGACAGGAUCACUGGAGAAGCUCCUGGCUGCAGAACCGCUGCCCUGGGACCUGCGCUUCCGAAUCAUCCAUGAAACAGCUGUGGGCAUGAACUUCCUUCAUUGCAUGUCCCCACCUCUGCUUCACCUGGAUCUUAAACCAGCAAACAUACUGCUUGAUGGCCAUUAUCAUGUCAAGGUAUGUCCUAGGCCAUUGCUAUUUGACCCACAAUUUUUUUGCGAUUAUCGUCAUGAUGAGACUGAAGGAGAGGUUUGUCUCUGGGCCUUUCAAUGCAAAUUCUUCUUUGUUGCGCAUGAUGUGAAACUUGGUUGUGAGUUCAGUGUCACAUGUUAUCCUUGCUUUAUAGCAGGAGUGGGGAACCUGUGGCUUUCUAGAUGUUGUUGGACUACAACUCGCAUCCGUACAAGCCAGCAUGGCCAGAGGUGAUGCAAGUUGUUGUUCACCAACUUCUGAAGGGCCAAAGGUUACCAACCCCUGCUUUAAAAGUUUGUCACUGUUUGCUAAACACAGUUACAGCUUUUCCCUUGUUGUGUUUUUAAAAAGAGUACCGGGGAAGGAAAAAAGCAAGACAUUGCAAAGGUGUUUUUUAUUUUUUAAUCAACUUUCAGGAAAUGCUAUUGUGGUAGUGAGUAAAUAGUGAUCGUACAGACCGAUCCCAACUCAUGCCUGUAAGCAAUCUUAUGUUUAUAAUUGAAAGCUUUUUGUGUAAGAGGUUGUAUAAUAAUGAGGGGAAAUAAACAGGAAAACACAUUGGGUUGAUACCCAUGUUUUUCUCCGCAUAGAUGGAUAGUUGCAGUGUAGUAUUACAAACCAACAUCUUUCCUAUAUAUAAAAUACUUUCAUGGAAUAUUUUAAUGCAGGUGUGCACAAAUAAUCCUGAAUUGUGGCAUAUAACAAACAUCGUGUAGCUUAUAACAAAGAGAGGUUAAUUUGCCAAACGAGCUGCCCUGUUUAAUUAACCAUGGCUGUAAACAAGGAGCCUUGGUUCACGUGUAAAACUAAGUCAGUGUUCUUAGAAAUAGAAAGGAAAUUCUGCAGAAGCCCUUCUCCUUGCCAUAAGAGCCUGAUUACUUGUUCAGACUUGCUGAGGCUCAUCUGCAGUCCACUAAAACAAGGAUUACUAUUAGAGAUGAAAAUGGAUUUGUUUCUUUUUAAACUAAUUAAUUGCGAAAAUUUUGUUCCUGUGUAAUGUGCUUAGUAUCUUGCUACUUGUAGUGUGAAUGAGAACAGACAGGUCUUUGUAAAAAUAGCCUAUGUUUGGUUUUGGAACAUACUGAUAUGGUUCAGGAGGGAGUUGGUGUGUUCAGUGCUUGAAACAGCUCAUUCAUGUAGUGGGGAGCCAUGGUUUCCCAUUAAUAUCUGAACUGCACCCUAGAUUUUUAGAUAGCUGCACAGCAUUAAAGUUACAGUGAGGCCUGGAUUCCUUGGGGGCUGAGGAGUUUAGAGCUUGUUUCUGUUCCCAGUUCAAAACUCCUUAAUUUUCUAAAAAUUCAUCUUCUCUACCUUUGAUGCUCCCCCAAAAAACAUAAUGGUAUGCUACACUGCCAGAAUAGAGGAAAUUGCUUUGGUUACAGAUAUUAUAUAUAAACAUUAUAUUCAGUUAUAUUUAUAUAUAAAUAUUCAAUUAUGACUACAUACUUAUAAUUGCUGGUUCCAUGCAAUAGAUGUUUUAAGUCCUAUGCAUUUUUAUGAAAGUAGCAGAAUAUCUUUCUUUACUUAGAUGUAAAAACAACAGAGCAUCUUUUGGCACCUUAAGGACUAAUAAAUUAAGGUGCCACACGGCUCUGUUGCACAAAACAAAACAAAAACCCACCAGACUACACGCCCUGGAAAUGGACUUAAAUGUGUUUCUGAUUUUAUUUGUGAGGUUUGUGUUUAGAAUUUCUCAUCCCAAAAACUGAUUCCAGAGGGUUGGGGGAAACUCCAUAGCAUUUGGGGAAUUUUUUUUAGAAGGGAACAUAAAUAAUGCCCUUCUCCAAAAGAAAGUGCUCAUAAGCAGAAGUUGCCUUUUGAAUCCAAGUUCAAAGCUCUCCAGUCACAUAAUAUCUGACAACUAAACACACAGAAGUCAUAGCAGCAGGGCUUACUUUUUAAUCCAGCUUUAUUACUCGAUAGGCUAUCCUUGGCUUAGAGUGCGGUGCAAUAAAACUCCUUACCAAUGACUUUUCUGUUCAUUCCCCACUUGGCAUCUUCCAUAGUUGUGCUCUAUAACCUUUGAAGCUGCUCUAUGUUAGAUUGCGAUCCAAGUUGUUGGAGUACUUCUAGUUGUGUGUUUGUUUGUUUAGCUUCUUUUUAUAGUGCCUUUUAUGUGCAUGGCACUAUAUAAAGAACAGAUGUCAUCAGUCCCUGCUCCAAAAUGGGCCUUUCAGUCUAAUGUAGAAUCAGGCAAGCAGCUGAGGAAGGGGGGAAAUGGAGGCAUGGGGAAGAAUGGUUUAUUAUUCCAGUGGCGCAUCCUUUAAUUUAGUUACAUUGAGGCAUAGCGACCAUGGGGAUGAGGGAGUGGCAAGUACAGAGGCAGGAGGUGAAAGGAAGCAGGAGGCAGUGAGUAGGACUGAGAUUGGGAGACACGGAGGGGGCAGGUGUCAUAAUGUUCAAGGGUGUCUCCAGGGGUCUGAAUACUCAGGGCACACACAGGACUCUUCAGAGCCUCUGGUAGUUGCUGGAGUUCUUGGGGGUGGAAGGAGCCAUAGAGCAACCACCUGGGCCCACCCUAGCAAUCCUGAUUCGCUUUUCUGAAAACAGUUCUUGUAAGGGGUUAUAACAUUCCAAAAUAGAGCUCCAGCCAAGACUAUUUAACAGGCAAGAGCAGCUGAACGAGGAGUUCAGGUUAGCUGAAAAUAGGUGUCCAAGCUGUGUUUUGAAUGGAAAUAUGAGUGAGGAGACAUAGCUUGCUGUGUCUCUCUUCCAGUUGCUUUUGUCUCUCUUCCAUGGGGUUCAAAGAAUGUGUGUUGCAAGUUAGUCACUCCCUGUAGCCGUUCACACAUAUAUCUGCAAUAAUUUUAAUAGCCUGAGAUCACAUUAUUUGUAAAAGGGAUUUGAUACUUGGUUUCAUUUCUCCCUUUGCCAAAUGUUAUUACCUGGUUGUGUGGGAGGCUACUGCAGAAUUCCCAUAGAACUUUGAUGUUUGCACCCAAAGUUGUACAAAGGGUGAAAGCAAGGCCCUCAAAAUUCGGCUAAUCUGUGCAUGCCUAUCCAAACUGGUAUCCAGAUUACUGGAUGGAAUACAAAAUUCUAAGUACUACAUUGCUGCAUUUGGCUGUACUGUCUGCCACCCAUAGGCAUGUCAGAAGGUGUCUUGAAUCUAAUUAAAAGCCCUUCUUUUAUGACUGUAUUUUUGUGUGUGCUGCAUGGUUCCCACUGAUGUUAAUAGGAGUUGUAUGACUAAACGCCAUGCUCAGUGUUAGAAACUUACUUCAAAGCAUCUAAUUUUAAACCCACAAGACUCCUUCCAGAACGCAGCUCUCUUGCCAAGGCUUUGAGAGUCCUUGAAGGCACAACUCAGUUUGAUUUAGUUGUCAGAACAUUCUGAUAUGCUCAAAGCUGCAGCUCUACUUCUGGUUGUGUUCUGAUUAUAAUGAUAAUUAUUUGCUUAAAACAGAGACUUGUAAGAUGAGUUUGCAUGAUUCAUAAUGCCAAAAUUAGUCACUUUUGCACCUGGGUCCUCCAAAAAUUUGUGUGCCAUUGCAUCUGGUCAGAAGAUUUUUCCUCUGUAGCAGAAAUCAAGUUAUACAAAAGUUUAGACAAUAAGCUCUUUUGUCACUCAGUGCGGGAGACAUUGGCGGGGGGUGGGGAAUAUCUAAAACAUGAGCCUUUGGUAGUUUACCUUGCCCCGCUCCCCUUGGCUUGGCUGAAGUUUGAGCUGGGACUUCAGGAAUCACUAUAAAAGCUCUUGCUUCAAAAAUAUGUGAACUCAGGGUGUGUCUGAAUAUUUACAUUCAGGGACAAAUACGUUGAAUCUUUCCCCACUUCCUUCUCCACCCUGAGCAUCUAACUGCUUUGGAAACGUCUUUGCUGUUGUUUCCCAUUAGAUUACCACCCCCCCCCCACCUACCCAUACUGUCAUUUCUCCUAUCAGGCCAACUAACUCAACAACAACAACAACAAUGUAAGUGCUUUGCAGUGGUGUGUACUUACUAAACAUUACUUGCCCUGAGCUUCAGGGUUGGCAAAUUACAAAUGAAAAUAAAGUAAUCUUUAACCAGAAGCAGUCAGUAACCUUCCAUUCCUUUCUCUUUCUUUUGUCUCCUGUUCUUUCCUCUGUUGCACAUCAUUUUGUUCCAAGUACAUAACUAUAAAGAUAAAUCUCUCUUAAAGUGAUCCUCAUAGGUGCAACAGUCACCUAACUUAUAAAGUCACUCCUUCUAAGUAUUUCCCUAGGUUUGCAGUGUCUUGCACUACAUUCCUAAAUAGUUAGAAAAAAAACAAGUGUCUGAGGAGGUAGAAUAAUAAGGCCUCUGCUUACUUUGUGCAGAAAGGCUUCAAAUGUGUGGAACAUUAACAGUUCUGUUUAUGAGGCUGUUGAGUUUUGUGCCUCCUGCCAGCUCCCUCCCUUUGAAUCUCCUAAACAAAAUCCUGGAAGAAAAUCUAUGGAUUUAUUUUGUUUUGACACUUAGACAUAAUUGGGUGUGUGCAAACUCUUAAGAAGUGCUUGCUGUUACUUGCUUAUUCUUUCCAUAGCCAUCUGCCUGGUGCGCACCAGUUAUCGCUUUCAUUUCUUUUUUGGAAUGAAGAAUCCUUUUUUGUCACUCCAUGGGUAUGCAAAGUUGCUGCAAUUUCUACAGGCAAACUGUAUCUCUUUCAUAAAAUUAUUUCCUCGCAUAACGUUUAGCAGACAUCAGCAAGUUCUCUUGCUUGGGAGGGACAAACAGUACUGAUUUGUGAGGCUCAGAGUAAGCAGUUAAGCCCAACUGUCUCCAAUGCUCUAAACCACUGUGUUUGUGCAACCACACAUGCAGAAAUGAUUUUGCAGACUACUCUAACUGCAACUCUUUUUUUUUUUUAAUUUAUCAGAUUUCAGACUUUGGAUUAGCCAAGUGCAAUGGCCUUUCACAUUCACAUGAUCUCAGCAUGGAUGGGCUUUGUGGCACUAUAGCAUACCUGCCCCCAGAACGCAUUAAAGAGAAGACCCGGUACUUUGAUACUAAACAUGAUGUCUACAGGUUUGUACUUUUCUUCCUCAGUGCAUCUAUUUCUCUCCAGUAUUUGCUAGUUAACUCUAGUAGAAUUAAACUCUCGGGAAAUUGAUAUUUUGUUUAACCAUUUUGUUACAAUUGAAUAUCAACAAAACAGGACACAAAGGCCAAGUCUUCAAAACUCGGGAGAUACCUAAGGGAGUCAUUGUAGCUUUAAUGCAAUUCACUUGUCUCAUGCCAGCCAAAAUUUUGAUAAUUUUUUUUUUAAUUCCUUCUUGAACUGGCAAAACCAAGGUCAUAUCUGCAUAUAUUUCUUGAUUCUUUAGGAAGCAGUGUUGGAACCCAGUUGAUCAUUUUCCAGACCUAAUUUUCUUUGGUGCCAUCUGGGUCACGCUGAUCUGGGUUACACCUCAAUAUGCCAAGCCACUUGAGAGGCAUUAAAAGCAAGGUUCAUGCACUGUGUAACGAGUGCUGUUUCAGUGAUCACGUUUCAAUAAUGUCCAGCCCAAAGGUGACAUUGUCAGCAGGCUGUGGAGACGCUGUAUUCAACAUCUCUUUCUGUGCUCCAAAAGUGAAGUUGAUCAGCUGUAGAUUCAGGACAAGGAAUAGAAAGUAAUUUUUGUACACAAGGCAUAAUUAGAACAGGGUUGUUUGGAAGUUGUUGGACUACAACUCCUAUCAUCCAAGCAGGCUAGGACUAAUAGGACUUGUAGUCCAAUAAAUAUCUGAAUGACACCAGGAUAGAUCUUGGUCUGGUCUACAAAGACAAUUCUUACGUUCUUUUGAGACCCAUUCUCAAUUCUAGCAUACCUAAUUUGUAUUUGAUGGCCUGGGAUGAUUAGCACUAGAAAGCCUAACAGUAAUCAAGAAAGAGAGAGCGCAUCCUAUGAUUUUUAUAAAGUUAACAUUAACUGAUGUUUCUAUUUGCAGCUUUUCCAUUGUUAUCUGGGGAGUUCUGACACAGAAAAAGCCCUUUUCAGGUAUGCAAAUAAAUAUUUGUUUAAUGGAUCAUAUUUUAGAUGAGCACAUCAAACGAAAGUCCUCCUCAAGUGUGUGUAUGCCCACCCUGAUGAGACUAGCCUUCAGAAUGCCCAAGCUUCAUCACUGCCAAUUAUACAUCUUUUCUAGCUGCUUAACAACCACACCUUUCAUGCAAAGCUUUGAGGAAACCUCAGCUAUUAUUUCUGCACUGAAAGCCAGACUGGAGACCAUAGAGUGUCAGGCUUGAUAAGGAACAAAAGGGUCAUUGCAUCUACCCUCAUAUGAAUAGAUGGGGACAUGUUGCAUCCACCAGUGUCCUCUUAACAGUUAGCCAAGCUGUUCAGAUCUCAACAUCAUGUAAGUAAAGAGUAGGCAGUCUUUACUUUAACCUGAAACAAUUAUGUAGGGAGCCAGGCAUCAUACCUUCUGCCAUUACCAGCUGAUCCAGAGACCCUAAUCUAUGAGACCUUUGAGUCAGUUGAAAUGCGUACCUCUCUCUUCUAGAAAGAGAACCCUAAGAGGAAAGAGGACUCUGAUUAAGGUGAUCUGUGAUAUUGGUCAGAGGCUGAUUCAAUUCUCAGAGUAAUCUUGAUUUGUGCCUUUUCCUUUGCAGAAGAGAAUAAUAUUCUACAUAUUAUGGUGAAAGUAGUGAAUGGCCACCGCCCAGAGUUGCCAGCUGUCUCCAGAUCCAGACCUCAUGCGUGUAACAGCUUGAUCAAACUGAUGCAAAAGUGCUGGCAAGAUGAUCCUAGCAAAAGACCAACAUUUCAAGGUAAACUUUUUACCGACUAGUUGGCAAACCCAGUGAGUCAUUUCAGUGUUCGGGACUAUACAAAUCCCUGGUAGAGCUCCACCAAAAUCUUGUAAAAAUGAUGAAUGCAAAGUAUACCCAACCCACUCUUUUGCGCAGGCAGCAGUAUGGGGCACUUCCUCACUACAGGGAAGGGAUUAUACAAGAACUUGUCUGAUCAUGAAAGUGUUGAUUUAGAUGUCAAAUGAUCUGGCUAGCUCCCCAAGUUGCUGCCUAGGUUUAAUGCUUUGAUCCUUAAAAUCCCAGGUAAAAUGUUAGAUGUCUGUUUUUUCUUACUGUGUAUUCCGUAGCAUGAAAGAGGUGUCAUGAAGAGUAAGUUAAGGUCAUGUUUGAUUAGCCUUAAAAAGCAGGUUGAAGAAUCAGCAUAGUCUGAAAUGUUACAGCAGAUGAUUGAAUGUGGUUUUACUGCCAUAUUGUAGUUUGUGCGGCUUCCUUAUGUUGCAGUUAACUUUGCGGAUAAGAGCCUUCUGCAAUUUCUGCUAUAGGAAGAGCCUUGCUGGAUUUGGUUCAGCAUUCUGAUUUCUUGAAGCUGUGUGUGUGUGUUUGCAAAAAAGCAUGCUGGGUUGGGGGUGCAAAUCCUUCACUUGGCACAGCAACUAAUCUUCUCUCCUGGUGACGGAUUUGAACAUGGCUCCAUAACCUGCUAUGUUGUGCAAUUGGCAUACUCUAUUCCAUCUCAGUAGGUUUUGUGGUGACAUAAUACAGUCUUUACAGGGCAGAAAUUCUCCGCAGAGUUAAUUGCUUACACAGAGGAAGUAAAGCACAUUGGGGAAAUAUGUUGCUGUAGCAGUGGGAGUUUGGAUCAACACCUUGAUUCAAAAAUUAUGAUAAUGUUAUAUAGAGUGGUUGACCAAACUUCUAAGUAGGAAGCAAUAUCCUCUAGCAGCUGGAUAGUUUAGUUUCGCUUAUCUAAACUGGCCAGUUGUUGAGAAAGAGAUUGUGGCAUAUGGGAAAUAUACACGGUCGCUGUAAAUGAUGCACAUAUUAUUUGACCCAUCUUCUACUAGUAUAAAUCUAAUCUUUGGCCUUUGUUUUUGUUUUUAAGAAAUUACUUCCGAAACAGAAGAACUUUGUGAAAAGCCAGAGACUGAAAACAAGGAAUUGAUAGUUCAGGAGGACACCAAAGAUACCCGGACUUACCCCAAGGUAUGUACUGUAUAUGAAAAAUAGAGAUAAUUUGAUAUUGGUGCCUUCUUCCCCUCCUGGGUAACAUUUGACAAACACUUUUAAUUUAUAAUUUCCUCCCUCUUCCACCCACCCCCCUUUGUUCCAGGAGCUGCCUGGACUAUCCCAGCUAAAGCAAGGGUCUGAACCUUCCUCAUCUAAGGAUUACAGCCUUUCAGAGUUGUUGUCCCAACUUGACUCGGGAAUUUCACAAACAGAAGAGCCUGAAGAACUCAGCCGUAGCGCUUCUGAAUCUAGACUUGCUUCCAGUGACAAGAGGCUUUCAGGAGUGUCCUCAGUAGACUCUGCCUUUUCUUCACGUGGUUCCCUAUCACUGUCAUUUGAGAGAGAGAAUUCCGAAAGUGGUAAGGGUUUUAUAGUUUUAGCAAACAAUAACUUGGAAAAACGAAUUUUGGGUGUGUGUUGGGACUGGGUGGCUGUGGGAGUUAGUGGUUUCUCAUGUCCUAUAUUGAAGGCAGCUUUGCCAUGAGAUGAUCAUUUGUGGGAGGAUGUGGCACAGCCAGCACAAAGUCCGCUCCCUCAUUUUUCCAUGGCAAUCAGCUGGCUAUGUGUUUUAAGAUGUUACAUAUCAAUCAUUGCUCCCCCUCAUUUUCAUGGACUUUCAAAGAAGUUGUGAGCAAUGAUCAUGAUGUCUCUUGGGGUGAUACCCAACUAAGUCAUAUUCAUAGUAAGCCCAUUGAAAUCAAUAGACUUAGGCUUUCUGUUGUGAAGUUAGCCUCCACCUCAAAGGGGUUGCCUGAUCUUUAUCUUGCUUGUUUGAUAGCAAACCAAUUGCACACCACAAUUCUGCCAAGACCUUAAAACUGGGCUGGGGAACCUUUAGCACUUCAGGUGUUGUUGGACUCCAUCAGUACCAGCCAACAUGGCCAUUGCUUAGGGAUGAUGGGAGUUAGAGUCCAGCAACAUCUGGAGGGUCAGAGUUUCUCCAGUUCUGCCUUAAAACAUAGGCAUUUGAGGGUCAAAGGCUUCUUUCCAUGAAAUGUGUCCUGAGUGUUCCUAGGGAGAUGAUAGUAUGAAGAAUGCAUUGUGCAACCUGAGCUAAUUAAUCUGCAUAGGGAACAUAGGCAGCUGUCAGGCUAGUAGUCCAUCUAGCCCAGUAUUAUCUACUCUGGCACUGGCUCUCCAGGGUCUUUAGCAGGGCCAUUCCUAUUACCUGGUCAUCCUUUAAUUGGAGAUGCCAGCAAUUGAGCAUAUGAUCUUCUACCACUGAACAUUGGUUAUAAUUUUCAUAAUUGUGGCAGGAAUAUUUUCAGCUACAGGAAUAUUGCCUGGAUACCUGAGUUUAUAUUUGUGGCACAUCAAAUCAUAUUGCAGUCAGAUGGUUUUUUUGGCUUUUUUAGAAAGUCAGGCAGCGUUGCAGUCAGAUAGUUGAGGCACAACACAGAGAUGAAUGCUUGACCAUGAGCUGGCCUUCAUUGUUUUGAGGAUUAGGAGCCUUAUCUGCAUACGAGGAUUGGAGAGUGUGUUUUGUAAAGUCUAUUUCAUGACGCUGGACACCCAUCUAUGCGUGUUACUCUUUUUCCCUGGAAAAGCAAUAGAACUUCACUAAAUUGCCAGAAGCAUAAUAGUCCUAGCUGCUUGUGUGCAUGUGCAGCAGACACCAAGUACAUGGGAUCCUAGCAAGCUGCAUGAGUAAUGUGCCCCAAAAGCUGAUAACCCUCCUACCCACAGCAUGAGUAGUACAAUCCAGGUGGAAGGUGGACAUGUUGGCACCUGCCCAGUGUGCAGAAAGAUGGGAGCGGGGGAAGAGGAGGUGCUUCCUACACUUUGGCUUCAUUGGUAGCAUGAAGAAUGGAGCUGCCAUUUAUUUAUUUCUCUUGUGCCUUUAAUGUAUGGUUGUCAUGGAAGUCUAAUGUUGCUCUUUGCUUCUCCAGAUCUUGGUUCCACGGACAUCCAGAAAAGAAAGCUGGCCGAGGCGAUUGCAUCUGGAGACACGGGCAAACUGAUGAAGAUCCUCCAGCCGCAGGACGUUGACCUGGUUUUGGAUGGGAACUAUAGCCUCCUGCAUUUGGCUGUUGAGUCGGGCCAAGAAGAGUGUGUCAAGUGGCUCCUCCUUUACAAUGCCAACCCCAACCUGACCAACAAGAGAGGCUCCACACCCCUCCACAUGGCCAUAGAGAAGAAGAAUAAAAGCAUUGUGGAGCUGCUCCUGGCGAGGAAAAUCAACGUGAACGCUAAGGAUGAGGACCAGUGGACAGCACUUCACUUUGCUGCGCUGAACGGGGAUGAACUGAGCACCAGGCUUCUUCUGGAGAAGAACGCCUCGCUGAACGAAGUAGACUUUGAAGGAAGAGCUCCCAUCCAUGUGGCCUGCCAGUAUGGCCAAGAGAACAUUGUGCGCAUCUUCCUGAGAAGAGGGGUUAAUGCAGAUAUCAAAGGGAAGGAAGGCUGGGUGCCUUUGCAUUAUGCAGCCUGGCAAGGUCACCUGUCCAUCGUGAAGCUUCUUGCCAAGCAGUCCGGGGUGAAUGUGAAUGCACAGACAGUGGAUGGGAGAACCCCUUUGCACCUGGCAGCCCAGAGAGGGCAUUACAGAGUAGCUCGUACACUUGUGGACCUGAAGUCGGAUGUCAACAUCAGAAACGCCUCGCUCCACACCGCUCUCCAUGUUGCUGCUGAAACCGGACACACGGGCACUUCGAGGAUGCUCCUCAACCGGGGCGCAGACGUAGAAGCGAUGACGGCCGAAGGCUGCACUGCACUCCACCUGGCAGCCUGCAGGGGCCACUUAUCGACCACCAAGUUGCUGGUUGAAGAAGGUGCCAAUGUCCUGGCCAAGGGGCCUUCCAAGAGGACGGCACUGCACGUUGCUGCUGAAAAUGGACAUUGGGAAGUAGUAGAGGAGCUUGUCAGCCCAGAGAAUGUAAAUGACCCCGAUGAGGAAGGCUUCACGGCUCUACAUCUGGCAGCGAAAGGCGGACAUCCACGCACCCUCGAGGUUCUGUUAAAGCAUGGCGCCCUCACAUUUCAGACCCCUCUGCAGACGACUAAACAAAAUGGAUACAGUGCUGUUACUAUGCUACUCGGUGAGAGCUAAGUGAACAGACUGCUUGUUUAUGUCUUUUGACUUUCCAUGGAGACUCUGGGAGCCUGAUGAUCAGGGUUUUCCCUCUGACUGCUCCUGUGUCAUGUGUAUGAGUCUGCUUAAAUUUGCAGUUGAGUCUGGGUUCUAUCCUGGCAGAAGCAGCAUUGUUGAUGUAGCAAUGCAUUCUAAUGAACUGAGGGAGCGUGGGAGCAGGAGCCAUGAAAUCCUGAGCAUAGAGCCUGACACUUUCCUGUGAUGUGCUGUUGAGCAAGCCAUAUGUAAAGACUCUAUGUUCUUUCCCUGGGGCUUCAGCAGUGCGGGGAGUUGAUCUGCCCUGAAGAUGGUAUGAGGAGCAAUAUGCAUUGCAUUGCUUUAAGCAGACACUUGUUGCGUUCCGGACAGAGUCAGUAUCUUAAUAUUUCAAUCUUUCUCUUGUUUUUACAUUCAGACAAAUGAUGGGGAAGGUGUCUUCAAACAUCAUGCUAGAAUGUUUUUGAAAUUGAUUUUCCCACCCCCCACCCCAUUGCGUACAAAAAGUACUCUAGCAAUCAAAAUCUGUUUCACAGUGCGCAAGAGUUUGUUGAAAAAGAAUGUAAGAAGUGCCUAUUUCAAUGCCACACAUUUCUGUGUCCUCAAAUUGUUGAGCUUUCCUUUUACCCUAGUCAGCAAGUCUUUGCAAUUAGAACUGUUAGCAUUCAAAAGUUAACUGAAGGCAGUAUUGCAUAGAAAUUGGUGAUGUAGAAUACACUGGUACGUGCGCGUGCGCACACACACACACACACACACACACACACACAGAGUGGGCCCACAACUUAGCGAUUGCAAACUUAAAAUGGGCUGGAAGUGGAGGGGCAAAUAAAUAAAUGAAGAGUGGGGGAAGUGCACUAUUCCCCACUCUCCAGUUAUUUAUUUCCACCCCCACUUGUGCACCCAGUGGGUUUUCCUGCCAGGGAAAGAGCUCCCAGGGCCCUCCUGAAACCUUCCAAGAACCCAGUUAGCAGCCCUGUGCCCCACAGGGCAGGAGGGGCAUUCAUGGGGUUCCUGACUUUACACGAGGCUGCCUUUGCAUGUGGACCCCCGGAACCAAACCCUUGUGUAGGUGGCGGGCCCACUGUAGAGGCACACACAAGGUGUGUUCAAAUUUCUUAAAAUGAUUUUGAAUGGUUGUAGUUUUUAAAUGGUGUAGAUUAUGAACCACGUGUACAGUACUGCCUUGCCUUCUGAAUUUUGCUGUGUUCGGUAGCCUAAUUUAAAGAUAUACUGUGUAUAUAUAGUAUUUCAGUUCGUUGUGCCUCUUUUUCUACUGCAGAAAGUUGUGCCUCUUCAGACAUGGGUAUGUUUUAAUACGCCUUUUGUAAUGUUCAUAAUUUUUUCAAGUGUUCAAAUAAAGUCUGGUUCAUCCAUUUAAAAAAA